AUGGCUCCUUCAGCUCUGACAACCAUUGACACGUCUCCCGAAGAAGUCUUGCCCGCUCUCACACCGUCUGUGGUGGGCAAACCUGUCAAAGGCCUACCCCAGGCUAAAGCCGGCUCUCUGGACCAGUUCAAGAGCUUUGAAGUCACUCCCAACAUUGGCCGGGAGUAUGAAGACGUCAAUCUUGCUGAGUGGCUCCGAGCCCCCAACUCUGACCAAUUGAUCCGAGACCUGGCUAUUACUGUCUCUCAACGUGGAGUGGUUUUCUUCCGCGCUCAGAAUGAAAUGACCGUCGAGCUGCAGAAGGACCUCGCUCAGAAGCUCGGCGUCGCAUCUGGAAAACCACCAACCUCAAAACUCCACAUCUUCCCCUUCGUGCACAAGGAGAAGCAAUUGGACGAUAAGGAGAUUACAGUCAUUACGCACGAAGACAAGCCUGUUGACAAGGACAAAGCGCGAGCACGGCUGCAGGACCCUAACGUUACGCCAAUCUACCAUAUGUGGCACUCAGACACGACCUUUGAGCACGUCCCAGCGGAUUAUGCGGUGCUGCGCAUGGUUGAGAUUCCAUCUACAGGCGGUGAUACUGUCUGGGCGUCUGGUUAUGAAGUCUUCGACAGGCUUUCGAAGCCGAUGCAGUCGUUUCUGUCGUCGCUCACAUUUACCGGUGGACAGCCCAAGUACCACGAAAACGCCGCCAAGAAUGGCAUUCCGUAUUAUACAGAUCCCCGUGGCGCCCCUGAGAAUGUAGGAAAGCAUAUACGCGCUAUCCAUCCAGUGGUCCGGACGAAUCCUGUUACCGGAUGGAACAGUGUGUACUGUCUGGGUCACCACGUUGAGAAGAUUAAUGGUGUGACUCCGGUAGAGUCUCGCAAGCUGCUCGAAUGGAUUCAUGAGAUGGUUGUGCUUAACCACGACAUUCACGUUCGCCAUCGCUGGACUCAUCCCAACGACAUGGCCAUCUGGGAUAACAGGUCGAUGGUUCACACAGCUACGCCGGACUAUCUUGGCAAGGGACUGGGCGAUAGGCGUGGGUUUAGAGCCAUGAGUAUUGGUGAGCGUCCAUACUUUGACCCUGAGGCUUCUGGACGCGCCGAAGCACUGGAGAGAGACUAGUUCAGAUAUGGGAAAGAACAAGUCCAAUGUGUAUGCGAUAGACUUCUCAGAUUCAAUUGUCAAAUGGUCAGAAACGUGCUUUCCCACGUCUAUCCU
This is a messenger RNA of Cryphonectria parasitica EP155, 1209 nucleotides long. Its product is annotated as taurine catabolism dioxygenase. The record is from RefSeq and is a predicted model, not a curated record. NCBI's taxonomy places the organism in Eukaryota, Fungi, Ascomycota, Sordariomycetes, Diaporthales, Cryphonectriaceae. The coding region runs from base 1 to 1113 and encodes 370 amino acids. Gene Ontology annotation, cellular component: cytoplasm. The transcript has 4 exons. Gene Ontology annotation, molecular function: 2-oxoglutarate-dependent dioxygenase activity.